GUGUAGUAUAUGCCAUGAAGUUUGUUUUAAGAGCAGAAAGCCCGCGGGAUUUUGUGGAUAUCUUACUGUCUAUGAAGCACCAACCCAACAUUACUAUCAUCGACAUGGCGAAUAUGAUUGUAGCUCACGGCAAUAACAGAAAAGAUGGAAUGUUUCACCCCUACAAUGGUAUGGUUGUAGCACCGACAGAAGAGAAUAUAAGCCUCGCUGAGAAUGGUUCGCUACAGGUGUCAUUGCCUUGGAUCAUCGUGGACAGAUCUGGAAUAAAAGAAGAUUCAUCGGACUCUCAUCCGGCUACUGGCAGCUCUAUUCGUAUGUGUCUAUACGACACCUUCCAUCAAACUAAUGUAACGAAGAGGCACGAAAUACUACGUCGGGUGAGAAACAUCAAAGAGUUACAUGGUACAAUUAACACACAGGUGGUCGAACAACUGUUUUCAGCUAAAAAAUACGAUUCCCGUUUUCUCAAUCAAAUGAAGGCCAACAAGCAUAUUUUCGUAUUCCGUUCCAUGAUUGAUAGACACAAUGAAGCAAUUAAUGCUUCGACGAUGAAUCAACUAACAAGUGAAUAUACAGACCAGGUACAUUUUGACGAAUUGGGGAGGGUGUCCAUUGGUAAGAAGGUCGAUCAAAAGCAUUCCAAAACGCAUGUUUCAAAGGUGGUUGAUACGAUGAAAACUAAACGGACUGAGGCGGAAUAUGAAAGAAGGUGGAUGAACGUGUUAUCUUUGACGGACAAUGAUGUUCGUAUUAUUAAAAGUGGAGCGUGGUUGAACGAUCGACUAAUAAAUGCUGCGAUGGUUCUGCUCAGACAUCCUAACAUCAAUGGCCUUGGUGAUGUCAUUACUGGGCCAACCUACGGAUUCCGUAGAAACAGUGACGUUCGUGAUUUUAUUCAAAUAUUACAUGUUGGAGAAAAUCACUGGAUUUGUAUUUCCAAUGUUUUUUCGCCGGAAAAAGAAUUUGUUAUAUACGACAGCUAUCAGGAGUUGAGUAUCAUAAGAUCGGAAGGUCAUCGAAAACAGGGAGAUCAAAAAAGAAUAAGAUAUCCAUUAAUCGUAGAUCAGGCAGCUUGCGGCUUGAUCAAACCGAAGGAAAACCGUCUAGCUGUUAAAGUAGCCGACGUGACCCAGCAAAAUAGAGGAGAUGAUUGUGGACUUUUUGCUGUGGCGUUUGCCACUAUUUUAAGUCGCGGAGUCAAUCCCGUUUUUCGACAAAUAAAUCAAGAAACUUUGCGUCAUGACCUAGAAGAAUCUUACCGGAAUCUCUCAAUGGAACAUAUGUUUUGUCACUGCACUGUAAGAAAGGGGACUGAAAUUCCAACUUUCGCCUGGUUCUGUGACGUUUACUGUAGCUGUCGUAUGCCUGACGAUGGAACCAAAAUGCAUAGUUGCGCAGCAUGCGGAACGUCUCUCCGAGCCCCCCACAGAAGAACAUGA
Messenger RNA from Styela clava, 1439 nucleotides. NCBI's taxonomy places the organism in Eukaryota, Metazoa, Chordata, Ascidiacea, Stolidobranchia, Styelidae. The record is from RefSeq and is a predicted model, not a curated record.